Messenger RNA from Poecilia reticulata (guppy), 2067 nucleotides. It is a transcript of the gene krcp, whose product is annotated as kelch repeat-containing protein. NCBI's taxonomy places the organism in Eukaryota, Metazoa, Chordata, Actinopteri, Cyprinodontiformes, Poeciliidae. The record is from RefSeq and is a predicted model, not a curated record. Gene Ontology annotation, molecular function: protein binding.
CGGUUAACAACAAACCAAGCGCAACACUUGCAUUUGGCUGGAAAUAGCGCGGAAUUUAGAAGCUGUACACACAGCAGGCGGGAGAAGCCAAAACAACAUUGCGUUUUAACAUUUUAAAUCGUGCUAAAGUUAAAAACGAAUUAAGGGAGGAUUUCAAGAUGGAUGAGUUCGGAGUUUAUGCUAUUUUUGGGGUAAAUGGGCCGCCUCAAAGGCUGUUGAGAGCGGAGGGGUCGUGGAGAGUGUCUGCUGCGGUUCCACCGUCUGUCCGCCAGGUGGUGCUGUUCAGCAGCGGACCGUGGGGGGAAAGGAUCUGCGUCAACGCGGAGCUUAACGACGCUGAUCAGAUUCCCAUCACGAUUGGAAAACUGACCCCUUAUAACAAGUGUCUGUCAUGGGAGCAGUGGGAAGAAGAAACCUGGACAGACGGCGUCACACUGAAUGUUUCUCUGGAGGGAGGAAACCUGACAAACUCACAACCAGAGCUGAUAGCUGUGAAUGAAUACACACCAAAGAAUCCGACGGCUCCCCUCGCAGACCGAGAGCUCAGCGGCAAGAGAAAGAGAGAGCGAUCGGCUGAGGAAGACGGUGGCGACAGGAUGUCAAAGGCGAGAGGAGAAGAAAACAUUUGCCCAAAUGGAGUUGGGGAGAAGGUGACGCCUGUCCGAAAAGGCAAAGGUCAAGUCAAAAGCCAGAAACUGUUUGGUAACGGAGAAGACGCCUCCAAGGUGAAGGCAGCAGCUAAUGAAGCAGGAGCGACGACGCCUCAGAACGCAGCCAGGACGAAGAGUCGGCAGGCCAAGACUCCCACACAGACAUCCUCUCUGGUCAGCCCGUCGGGACGCUGGGGUCAAACUUUGUGCCCCAUCGACUCUCAGACGGCCAUUUUAAUUGGCGGUCAGGGAGCCAGGAUGCAGUUCUGCAAAGACCCGAUGUGGAAACUCUGCACAGAGGAUUUGUCCUGGGUGGCUGCGGAGACUCUGGCGGAAGGCCCCACCCCCGAGGCCCGAAUCGGCCACUCUGCCAUCUUUGACCCCGACUCCAAAAGGAUCUUUGUGUUCGGAGGCUCCAAGAACAAGAAGUGGUUCAACGACGUCCACAUCCUGGACACUCAGAGCUGGAGGUGGACCAUGGUGGAGGCCCAGGGAAAGGUUCCCCCUCUAGCCUACCACAGCUGCAGCAUGUUCCGGGGCGAGCUGUUCGUUCUGGGCGGUGUGUUCCCUCGGCCCAGCCCGGAGCCCGACGGCUGCAGCGACUCUUUAUACAUCUUCGACCCCCACCUCUCCAUCUGGUACCAGCCCAUCGUCACCGGAGAUAAGCCCUCCCCCCGUUCCGGCCACUCGGCCUGUGUGAUGCAGGAACGGUACAUCUAUGUGUUUGGGGGAUGGGACACUCCCGUCUGCUACAAUGACAUGUACAUGCUGGACCUCGGUCUAAUGGAGUUCUCUGUUGUGAAAACAUCAGGAAAAGCUCCAUCUCCUCGAAGCUGGCAUGGCAGUGCAGUUCUCUCAGAAACCAAAUUCCUGAUCCACGGCGGCUACAACGGAAACAACGCCCUCAGUGACACCUUCAUUUUCGAUAUAGACACAAACAGUUGGACCGAGCUGAAGCUAGCUCAGCUCUCCAUGCCGAGGGCGGGGCAUUCCAUCGUCACCAUGGAAACGCCUGAUCACCAUGGUUACUCCAAGGACUCCUCGGUCUCCUCCGGAAGAACUCUGCUGGUGUUCGGAGGCGGAGACAACGAGGGAACGUUUUUCUCCGACGUGACGAGCGUUUCCGUCGAGGACCUGCUAGCCGCGGCGUAAAGAGCUAGCCUUUUAGCUCCACCCGCUACAUCCGGCUCUAUGAUUAAAGUCGAGGUAUCUGCUGUUGAAGUGUAUAUUUUGAGUUUAGUGGAGAGAUUUUUCUUUUUCAUGUGUGUUCUCUUAUGUAUAAACAAAACUGCAUUAAGAGUCAAACUACUGCUUAUUUUGUAAAAAUCGUAAUCAUUUAUUAGGCUUUUAAAUGUGUAUUGAGAAAAUAUUUUGUAUAUAUGUUUAAAACUUAUCCUGGGGGAAAUUUACUUUAUUU